AGGGGAGUGUGUACCGUACACAGGUUCCUUCUCUGACCACCAUCAAGAAUGUCUUCCAGACCAUUUGAAAGUCCUCCUCCGUAUCGGCCAGAUGAAUACCGACCUUCUAACUAUGCCCCCAGUCGAGAUAUCUAUGUAGGAGAGAGGCACUCGCAGCCGGCUUACUCCUACUAUCCAGAUGAUGAGGUCCAACAGAUACAGCAUUUCUACAAAUGGAGCUCUCCGCCUGGCAUCAUCAAGAUUAUGGCUGUCCUUAAUGUUGUCAUGUGUGUCGGCAUUUUUGCUUGUGUAGCUUCCACCUUACCAUGGGAUUUGGAUAUCACAGGACAGUCCAUGGGUUAUGGCAUGGGAGGAUAUUCUGGAUACUCUGGGGGAUAUACUGGCUAUGGAUUUGGUGGUUCAUCUCAGAUGGGCAAUGGCUUUGCUUAUGGAGGAAAUUAUACUGACCCAAGAGCUGCAAAAGGAUUCAUCCUCGCCAUGGCUGCUAUUUGCUUUAUUAUUAGCAUGGUGAUCUUUGUGAUGCUUGCAACAAGGACCCAAACUUCCACUACCAGACGCUUCUACCUGAUUGUCAUCAUUGCCAGUGCAAUUAUUGGAGGUUUGGUCUUCAUUGCAACAAUUGUGUACACCAUAGGAGUAAAUCCUGUAGCACAGGCAUCUGGAUCUGCUUUCUACACACAGAUUGUGUCCUUAUGCAACCAAUUCUAUGCACCAGUCACAACUGGAGUUUUUGUGAAUCAGUACCUUUACCACUACUGUGUAGUUGAACCACAAGAGGCCAUUGCCAUUGUGCUGGGUUUCCUGAUAGUGGCGGCAUUUGCCAUCAUCAUAUUCUUUGCUGUGAAAACCAGGAGAAAGAUAAACCAAAAUGGCAAAAUGAACAUUCUCUGGAGGAAAGAAAAGUUUGAGGGCGAGGGAGUUCCGAACGUGGAAGAAUGGGUAAAAAAUGUGUCUGCCAAUCCUGAAGGGAUACCUGCGAUGUCAGAAUACAAUGAGAAGGUCAACGGAUCUGCUCUGGAUUAUAGAAGUGUGAAUGGUGGGCAGGCCUAUUCUGAUCACAACAUGGGAUCACGUGUAAUCCAAGAUGUGUAUCCAGUGAAGAAUGAGUCUGGAUUUUCUCCAAUUGUGUACAGCAGCAGCUCAGAUGCAAGUAAGAAAGGUCCACCCAACAAUAAGAGACCAGGAAGAGCCAGGAGAUCUCCCAAUGAGAACUAUGAUACGGACUAUAACACAGGAGGAGAAUCUGGGGAGGAGCAGGAGGAUGAGGACUGGGACAGUGAAUAUCCUCCUAUCACUGGAGACCAACAGAGACAAGAGUACAAGAGAGAUUUUGAUGCAGGCUUACAGGAAUAUAAGAAGCUACAAGCCGAAUUGGAUGAUGUCUCCAAAUCCUUGUCAAGGCUGGACAAAGAAUUAGAUGAACAUCCAGAGGGAAGCCAGUCAUACAGGGCUGUUGCUGAUGAAUACAAUCGUCUUAAGAACAUUAAAGCGUCUUCAGAUUUCAGGAACAAACGGGAACACUGCAAACAGCUCAAGAACAAACUAAACCACAUCAAAAGGAUGGUCGGCGACUAUGACGGGAAAUAAUCACCUGAACUCGCAUGCUGAAUACUCAAGCCAAACGUUUGUGGCCUAGGCCAUCAAAUUGUUUGUAUUAAUGUGGUUGAGCCAUGUAUGGGACUUGGAAAUUGUCUAAGCAUGUUAUAAAUUCAGAUAUUUUUAUGGGAAGCCAUAGAU
Nanorana parkeri is the source of this 1737-nucleotide messenger RNA. It is a transcript of the gene OCLN, whose product is annotated as occludin. The record is from RefSeq and is a predicted model, not a curated record. Gene Ontology annotation, biological process: bicellular tight junction assembly. The transcript has 9 exons. NCBI's taxonomy places the organism in Eukaryota, Metazoa, Chordata, Amphibia, Anura, Dicroglossidae. The coding region runs from base 49 to 1587 and encodes 512 amino acids. Gene Ontology annotation, cellular component: apical plasma membrane; bicellular tight junction; cytoplasmic vesicle.